Molecule: messenger RNA, 1017 nt
Organism: Nannospalax galili (Upper Galilee mountains blind mole rat)
Lineage: Eukaryota; Metazoa; Chordata; Mammalia; Rodentia; Spalacidae
Product: basic salivary proline-rich protein 1-like
Exons: 2
Coding region: 1-1017 (338 amino acids)
Source: RefSeq, a predicted model, not a curated record
AUGAGACUAAGACAGAAACUACUGGCCCCACACAGUUUCCUUGUGGCUCCAGAGAGGCCGGCAGAGGGCGAUCUGGGACUAACCGCAAGAUCAGCUAGCUUCCUUCCUCUUCCCCCUAACUUCCCAGCUCCGGGGCCCCCUCGGGAGAGGGUGACUAGAGAGCGGAGGCCCACCGGCUUCCCCUGGGGUUCCCCAGUUUCAAAGACAGUCAGGCGCGGGACGCAGCAAAAACCCAGUAGCAGCGUGGGCUCCCUGGCCGUCUGGGGCGAGCCUGGGACGGCAAGGACACCCAAGUGGACCCCUGGGCUGCUCGUGUCGCCGGUGGCCCGACUGCUCGCGCUGGGUGCACGGUUACCCGGCCGUCCUUCCCCUCAAGAGCCUUGCCCAUGGGUUCGCCAACGUCGCUCCCGGUUGGCUACGAGAGUCCCAGAGUUAAACUUUCAGCCAAUAAAAAAAGGCAUGGGGCGUGACGCACUGAAACGUCACGGGAAUUCCCCCCUCGGGGGCCCGCUAGGGGCUUUCCCAGCUGGUGCCCCAGGUAGCAGGAGAGGAGAGGAGAGCGGUCCAAGGCGGCUGGGGCCUGGAGAGAAGUCGGAACCAGAGCCGCCGCCACGGGGCCGAGCCCGAGGGCCCCACUGGAAGAGCCCCCGCCUACGGACCAUCCGACAGCAGGAAUGUCCCCCCAAAAGCCCCCGGGUGAAUCAGCCUUGUCCUCCCCGCUGGCAGAAAAUCCCAAGGUUGCUCCAGGCCGAGGCAGUGGGGGCGCGGCGGGCCCGGCUCCGCACUGGGCGUCUCUCCGGCCCGCCGGCUGUACGUGCCCGGGAGGACACAGCAAGCGCCCCAACGCCUCACGCGCCUCUGCCCUCCGACUGGAGGCGGCACCGGCAGGCCACAGGGGAGCUCCCGCCUCUCCCGCCCCUCCCGCCGCGGGGGCGGGGCCAGUGCGUCAUUUCCAGGCCCGCCCCCUCCGGCCCCGCCUCCCCCUGGUAUUUUCGGGACUUUCCUAAACUGCACUAA